UCUCUAAAACUAAACUACCUUACCUCAUUUAACCAUCUGCAUCCCCCUGUCUACACUUGACUUUCUGAAGUAAAUCUUUCUCGGAUCUUGCUCUUUAAACUGAGUUUCACAAUAUUAGAUAGUAGCUUUAGUAGCUGUUAUUGUUAUGGUAAUUUUGAGCUUUGAUUACCCUUUUGAAAAUGAUUUGUAUUUUAUUUUCAAGUCUCCUCACACAUAAAUAUUUAACUUAACCUGAAAGCAUAUCAUAGACAGUGAUUAAAACGUUUAAAACUUAAACCUUUCUACUUUGAAAACAAUUUAUACAAUGGAGCUGUUGAGAGCCUCAGAUUGUAUGUCUCACUGCACUGUUGCCUCAGAUACAGUUAUGAACAUGGUGUUUUAAUAGUUUAUUUAAAAAAAAAUAUGUGAACUGAUUUUGAGAGAGUCCAGUGUAUUCAGAACUCAAAAAAAUAUGUUCAGAAGACAACACAUAAUGCUGCUUAGUCAACAGAAGGUCCAUGCCUUUAAAUAUGUAAGAGGUGACAGCAGCAAGGAGGAGAUUAGCUUAAGUCCUGCAGGUGGCUGCUGGACAUACAGGUUAAGCUUCCCUGUGCUUUUCUUUUCAGUACUGAUUUCUUCCUGCUUGUGCAUUGCCCUUUCUGGUGUGCUGGCAUGCUUUUUUGUAUGUCUACAUGAGGAACUCAUCUGGAUGAAAAAUAACUAAGGAAAAGCUGUAUUAAACCCAGGCAAAUCUAGGGAGCAAAAAAUAAAACUUGGUCUUGCUGCUGAAAGAGGAUUUGAAACCAUACAAGAAACCAGGAAGCUUUUACAGUUAUUCGGUGAUGCAGAUACAUGGGUUAUGGACAGAGAGGUUCAAGAGAGGUUUAAGAAGGCUAGGACUUCACUAGAACUGUGUCUAGAAUGGACAGUUACUUUAAAGCUGCCGUUUCUGACUUGGACAAACUACUCAAUGAAUUUGAACAGAAUACAGAUGAAUAUGCCUGCUACAGGGCACCCCAAAAUUCAUAUGACUCAAAACACCAUUCACUGUCUUCAGUUCUGGAUUGCUUACAGUGUGUAUACCCAACACCAAAACUACAAGAGAAUGCCAACAGUUGUACUUCAUCAGAAGAGGUCUCUCUAGGUAGCCACCUUGGAGCACCUAAAGUGCUUCCAAGUUACUCACCACAAAACGAGCAACAGAAUGUUUCUGGACCUGAUCUUUUGUCCACUGUGGAUAGCAGUUCCUUAAAUGAAAUUCAGGCUUCAAACCUGGGAAUCUGCAGUUCACCUGUGUGUGAUCUGGUUAAUGACACAGGUACCUUUAUCCACUCAGUGGCUGCUCAGGAAGAUACUCAAAAGUUGCAGCCAGAUGACUUCCAGUGCAGUGAAAGCUUGACUGGCUUUGGUGUAUCUUGCAUACUUGUUACUACCUGUGUGUCAUCAGCUGGUGUUAGCAGUGUUUCAGCUACAGAGCAGAGUGAUGGGAGCUCAACCCUACAGGAAUUGGGAAGUUUUAAAACUGAGGAGGUUAAUAAUUUUGCUUUAAAAUCAGACAGUUAUGUUGCAGCAAAGAUCUCGAUUCCAUGUGAUGAGCAACGCAGGACAGAAUCUGUAAAGUGCAAUGAAGUACCCGAGCAGCUUGAACAAACUGCUUACCUUGAUCUGGCACAUGUAACAUUACAGGGUUCAAAUGUGUACAGUCCUGAAGAUGAGAAAGCAUAUGAAAAAUUGAUUUGUGAACCACAAGAUGAAAGUGCAGGUUCUGCAUCAAGCAAAGAGAUGUAUGGAAGAGAUGCUACAGAAAAGGUAGACACAAAGGAUGAGACCAGUAUUGAAUCCAUGCCUUCAGAUCUGCCAGGGAGGCCUCAGUUGCACAAAAGACAUGCAGAAUUACCUGUAAAUGCUGUUUUACCAGGCUCCUCAUUUGAAACAGGAUCUAAAGUAGAACUGGAAAAGAAAAUCAUAGAAGAGAAUGUAGGUACUAAAGAACUUAAUAGCAAUGAGAUACUAAAGAGUGUUUCAACCCCAUGUAUUUCAGUUGAGGACAUCCAGACUCCGCUGUUGUGUUUUCCACUUCCUGUAUCUAUAUGGGGUUCUUUAGUUGUAACAGACGAAAAAAUUGCUCCCUUGCCUCAAAAUGUGGCUGAGGUUAUUAGUGAUACUUCAGCUAUUCAUGCUGGAAUGUCUAAAACUGAUCUCUGUGGUAGGGAAUCCUGUGGAAACACUGACUUGAGUGAACCAGAAGUAUAUGUAGAUAAAAUCCAUGAAAGUAUUGUGAAAAAAAGUACAGAUGAAGAGAGGUGUAAUAAUGAAAAUGUAAUUGAUGACAGUGAUUCUCAGCAAAUUGAAGCUUUUGCUUCUCCCUUCCUAGACUAUGAAGCUGAGCUAUAUGGUGUUGGUGUAGACUCUUAUUACAGUGAAAGUCUGAGCCCAGUUAUGUCUGACUUCACUGUGGAGGAGAAAGUUAUUAAAAGCAAUACUCUAAUAAGCGAUGCUGAGCUUGAUGAUUUCUUGUAUGGACAAAGUCUUCAAUCCAGUGUGUUGAAGGCUUCAGAUGAUGAUAGUAACUUAAUGGAAGCUGAUGCAGAUGAAGGGAAUUUAAUAAAUGUGAGCAACCUGGAUUUCACAGAGCUCACUGAAGAACACAUGCAAGCAAAACUGGAAGAGAUAACAAGCAUUAGUGAUAAUCUUGAAAUAUCUCUUACUGCCAGUGAAUUGGAAUCUGCAACAGAAGAGAAUAUGUCUGGAAGUCGGGACAUGAUUGAGAGCAGUAGUGAAGCACUAGUUCCUAGUGUUCAUGCUGAAGGUGCAAGACCAAAGCAGUUGCUUUGCCUUUCCCACAGAGCCAUUGGUCAAAGACAACAGAAAAUAACAGAUGUACUUGAGAGGGAGAAUCAGGAAGCCAGUUCUGUUAUCCCAGAAGCUCCCCUCUCAGGCAACAGCCAGCAAGUUGGCAAAAAUCCUUACCCUGAGCACUCCGGGGAUAGCUGUUCUGAAGCUGGAGGAAAUCAAACAUCUGAAAAUGUGAAAUCACUUAAAAUACCUGCAGUUCUGUCCUGGAAACAACCACUGUGGGUUCCUGAUUCAGAGGCACCCAACUGCAUGAACUGCAAAGUCAAGUUCACCUUUACAAAAAGACGGCACCACUGUCGUGCAUGUGGAAAGGUUUUUUGUGGUGCCUGUUGCAAACGAAAAUGCAAGUUACAGUACAUGGAGAAGGAAGCAAGAGUGUGUACUGGCUGCUAUAAUAACAAUAAAGGUAAAAAGCCAGAGACCUGCACGGCCGCGUGUCUGCAGGAAGGCUCAGUCUGGGUACUCAAGUCAUUCCUCACUACAGCUUUUGAUCAUGUUUUGACCAUGAUGUGGUUGAUCGCUCUGGCUACGUCUGUCCGCACAAGCAAGCAGGCAGGCCUUCCUCCUGCUGCACUCCAGGCGAGUCCUCUUGAUCAGACAGUUAUCCCGCUCUCCUGCCCGCUCUUGUACUGCUGCGCAAACUGCCUCGAGCGGCUUUGCUCGCUGCACUCCCAGUCGCUCGCUCUCCCAGGGCAGGUUUUUAACCACUCACAGCUGCCGCCGAGCCUCCUGGCUGCGCCCCGGUUUUUAUCCUUUCAGCUUUCAGAACAGUACAAUAGUAUGAAGCCAGUGUUGUUUUCUCAACCUGUCCUAGGGCUGUGCCCCAAAGAACAGAGGAGAGUUUGGUUUGCAGAUGGGAUUUUACCAAAUGGUGAAGUGGCAGAAACAACAGAACUUUCAUCUGGAGCAAGGGGGUCAUCAGAGGACUUAAGUCCAGUAAACCCUGACUUGCCAGGGAUGCAUAUGGCUGCAAACCCAGAGGAAGAUGACGUAUUGCCUGAUGUAUAUCCAACAGAAGAAAGUAACGAUACUGCAAAAAUGGAGGAAUUACGUCCUUUUGUUUCUUCAGAUGAUGCACAGCAGGCUGUUACAGGCCACAGUGAGGUGGUUCAUAGUUAUACAUCUGUAAUUCUAGAAACUGAAGAGUGUUCUCCUGCUGCAGAAGCUGAGAAGACUAGUUCCAGUUAGGUUGAACAGCCUACUUGUGAUGUGCCUGUUAGUCCUUCAAGUUACAGGGCACUGUGUGCUGUUGAGAACUGUGUUCGCAACGAUAUCAGCCUUGUUCCUGAUGGUGAUAAACUGCCACCGCUUCUGCUUGCAGUGGGUGAAAAAGGAAAAGAUCCUCUAGUGGAAGAACAUCCAUCUCGCAAAAAGAUCACCUUGCUUCUUGUGGAAGAAAGUCCUAAUCUGUUAACUUUUAUCCUAAAUGCAAACUUGCUUGUGAAUAUCAAGCUAAUAACCUAUUCUUCAGAAAAGUGCUGGUACUUCUCAACAAAUGGACUGCAUGGUUUGGGUCAGGCAGAAAUUGUCAUUAUGUUGCAGUGUUUGCCAGAUGAAGAGAUUUUUCCUUGUGAAAUACUCAAAUUAUUUAUUGACAUCUACAAGGAUGCAAUGAAAAGAAAGUUAAUAAGAAAUAUGGAAAACAUUACUUUUACUGAAAACUUUCUCAGUAGCAAAGAGCAUGGAGGAUUCCUGUUUUUUUCGCCAACUUUUCAGAAGCUUAAUGAUCACAUUCUACCAGAUCACCCUUUUCUUUUCGGUGUUCUCAUCCAUAAGCUGGAAAUACCCUGGGCAAAAGUUUUUCCUAUCCAUUAAAUGUUGAGACUGGGAGCAGAAUAUGGGGCAUAUUCUACUCCUGUAGUAAGUUUCAGGCACCGGAAGCCACUCUUUGGUGAGAUUGGACACACAAUUACGAAUCUACUCGUUGACCUUAAAAAUUACCAGUAUACUUUGCAUACCAGAGACAACCUGUUUGUUCAUGUGGAAAUGGGUAGAAGCUGUGUUAAAAUACUGCUAAGGAAGUACAGUGAGGUAAUGAAGGUGAUACAUUCUUCUAAUGAACAUGUAAUUAGUAUUGGAGCAAGUUUUAAUACUGAAGCGGAUUCUCACUUGGUGUGUGUGCAAAAUAAGCAUGGCCUCUAUCACAUACAAGCAAUCAGUGCUACUGGACAUCCCAGGAAAGUUACAGGUGCAAGUUUUGUGGUGUUUAAUGGAACCCUAAAAACACCUUCAGGAUUUUUAGCUAACUCCAGUAUAGUUGAAGAUGGACUAAUGGUACAAAUAACGCCAGAAACAAUGGAAAGCCUAUGUCAGGCGUAAAGAGACAAGAAGGACUUUAAAAUAACUUAUGGCAAAAUGGAUACGGGAGACAUGAAAGAAUAUGUAGAUAUUUCCUGGGUAGAAAAUGAAGAAAAAACAAACAAAGGAAUUUUAAGCCCAGUUGAUGGAAGAUCAAUGGAAGGAACUCAGAGUGAGAAAGUACCACAAGGCAGAGACUUUCAAAGAGAGGGAAAAGUCAUGAAGUGUGCUGAAGCUAGUACACUAUUUUCUAAAAGUAAUAUCUCCAGUCCUGUUCCUCACCAGUUUACUAAGGAGAUUGCUUCUGCCUGCAGUACUGCUGUUUGCCCACGCCUUAAAACUUUAAAAAACAAUGUAAACAAAAGCAAAAUACGCCUAAGAGUUUCUGUUGACUUGGAUAUGGUUGAGUACUUAGCUGGAUCCGGAGGUCACCUUCUUCCACAGAAGUAUCUGAAUGAAUUGGACAGUGCUCUGAUCCCUGUGAUUCAUGGUGGAAUGUCAGAUCCUACAAGUCUACCAUUGAAAAUGGAGUUAAUAUUUCAUUAUAGAGUAUCUGGUUUGAUUAGGUUGAUUACAAGCAAUACUCUUGAUUUGCUAGAUCUGAACACCAAAGUUAACAAUGCUACAAACACUAAAAAUGUUAAAGUUCUAAACCUGUUAUGUCUUAAUAGAUUUUCAAAUUGUUUUUUAAACCCUCAAAUCCUCUCUGGUUACUUUACCACAAAAGACAACUUGUUUGUAAUGCUUCCUGAAGUUCUGAAAGUUUACACUUAAUACAUGUUCAAAAGAGGGCAGGUUUUAUUACCUCUUUACACAGCUGUAGCAUUUACUGUGUGUAGUGUAACUUUAAGCCACAGUCUUGCCCCUUAAGCUCAGAUAAAUGCAUUACAGAAAAUUGCUGUGGCUACACCUUAUCUCUGCAGCAUCUGCUUUUCCAUGUGCAAGUGAGCUAAAACACUGAUGUAAAAGCUGGCACAAAACUCUUUUCUUGCCAUUUGAGAUUGAAAUGUGAGAUGCUCUGCAGCUGACUGCAGAUGUCAUAUGUGGGCACCUUCUGACAGUGGUUUGUGGCCUGCAUGAGGAGGAAUUUCACAGGUAUGUUUAUGAAGACUUCGUAGUUGGAAGUCCUUCACAUCAGGAUGUUAUGCUGGUGCUUCAGGAACAUACGCGCUGAAUUCGUUAAUUAUUUUUUUUAUAGAUCAACUGAUUUCUUUCUUGCAUUUAUAAGGAUUUGCCUAACUUGAAUGGAUGCUGUUUUUGUAAAUACUAUUUUUUUCUUUACUCUGUGUUCAGAACUCCUGAUACAAUUUGACCUCUCAAGGAUUACUAAAAAAAAAAAGAUUACCCUUGAGUAAUCCAUGUGUAGCAAUAAAUCACACAAGAAUUCUGCA
Neopsephotus bourkii (Bourke's parrot) is the source of this 6524-nucleotide messenger RNA. It is a transcript of the gene ZFYVE16, whose product is annotated as zinc finger FYVE-type containing 16. The record is from RefSeq and is a predicted model, not a curated record. Lineage: Eukaryota; Metazoa; Chordata; Aves; Psittaciformes; Psittacidae. Gene Ontology annotation, cellular component: early endosome membrane. Gene Ontology annotation, molecular function: metal ion binding. Gene Ontology annotation, biological process: protein targeting to lysosome; endosomal transport.